UUAAUUAAACAACAAGAACCCAAAGAAUGGCCUCAGGACCAGACCCUGGCGGCCGAUCUAGGUUUGCAAAGCUCGGAAUGGCAAUAAACGAAGAACUGACCCAGGCCUGUAGAGAUGUCUUAGAAAUGGAGGUACCUCCUGGUCUUGUCUAUAGCAAAGUGAAAGCAUCAUCGAUUUAUAAAAACAUACGCCAUGAGCAAGAACUUCGUCUCAUAGGCGCCAAAACAGAUGGUUAUAAAGAAUUUGAUAUUACAUUGUUAUAUACACUAAUAAGAAAUAUAUGUACAAAGAUUCCUAGUCCAACAAAAAGUUGGGGAGGAAACACGAUGCCGUCAGCAAGAGAAAUAACAAUCGGCGAUGACGUUGAGAGGAUACGAUUGAUAAGAAACAACAUGUUUGGACACAUAAGUUCGGCUUCUACCUCACUUUUAGACUUUGAUGACACGUGGUCAAUCAUAACUGAUAUCUGCCAAAGGCUACAAACGUACACAAAGAAAGACUACAUGUCUGGACUGAGUAAUAUUCAAAGUCAGGCUUUAGAAGAGGAGUACGAAACAACAGUCAUAGAAAAACUUAGGGAAGAAUACAAAAAUAGCCAAUCUCUAAUGGAAAAAAUAUCUUCUGUGGAGCAGGAUUUGCAAGAAUUGAAAACAAAGUUCGAAAACAAAGAAAACACUCUGGUAAAGGAAAUUCUCGAUAAUUGGCGAGAAGACGAUAUUACCUUUAUUUCUACAAGAGCUAGUGAAGUGGUUAAAGAAAAACUUGAAAGUCUUAACCUUAUCACUGUGGUUGGAAAUUCUGGGUCCGGAAAAUCUGCAAUAAUUCAGCAUAUUGCACUUAUUCUUAAAGAGCAGGGAUGGAAUGUCAUACCGGUGGAUAAGUUGGAAGAAGUUAAAAAGAUCUGUUCAUCUGGAGUCUCAGAAAAUCGCAUAUUAUUUGUAUUCAAUGAUCCUUUAGGUAAGGAAUCGUUAGAUGAAGUUUUAUAUCACUCAUGGAAAAGUUUAGAGAAAACACUGGAGAUUUGCCUGAAGAAGAACAAGCUAUUGAUAUCAUGUAGAAGAUGUAUAUUUUAUGACAAAAGGGUCAAGGGUAACUUAUUUGAUGAAUCCACUGCAGUAGAAAUCGACAACAAAGAGAACGGACUGACUGUGAAAGAGAAAGAAUCGAUUUUUAAUCAUACUCUACAUGAACUGAACCGCUCUUAUGUCAAACGUGUCGGAAAUGCUUUCCAAUUCCUUCACGACUUUAUUAUGGAGAUAACGACUCUGGUGUUUGGUGUGGAUUGUCCACAAGAGACAAUUCAGUACGCAGACAGCGGUUUUCUGAGACGUCGGGUGAUGAUAGAAGAAGAUACAGAAAAGGAAGAUCGCGAUCCUUUCACUGUUUACCUUCCUGAAGAUAUGCCACAAACAAAGUUAAAAGAAUAUCCAAUAUUUUCUGCUGUAUGUGCCAACGUUGAUUCAAAUUUAUUGAAAUUCCUCAGCCUAGAAUAUAAAAAAGAAGCUGUGGAUGAAAUGUGCAUGACUCCAUUAAUUCUGGCAGCAGCAAACACUGAAGAACAUUUGAAAGAGAUUGGAAAGAAAGUAGAAGGAGACAGACGUAAUAAAACCAUUCUUUCCUUACUGAAAAACGGUGCCAAAAUCAAUAUGUGUGGUAUCGAUGGUGUCACUCCUCUCUACAUAGCUUGCCAAAAUGGACAUCAAAGCACUGUGCAACUUUUAUUAACUAAUAGCGCUGAUAUACAUUUAUGUGACAAAGAUGGUAAAAGCCCCCUCUAUGUAGCUUGUCGAAAUGGGCAUGACAAUACAGUAAAGCUUUUACUAAACAACGGCUCUCAAAUCAAUUCAUCGGACAAUGAUGGAAUCAAUCCCCUUUUUAUAGCAUGUCAGAACGGACAUGACAGUACAGUGCAGCUUUUACUGAAUAACGGUGCUAAAAUAAAUUCUUGUGACAACAACGGGAGAAGUCCUCUCUAUAUUGCUUGCCAAAAUGGACAUGACAACACUGUACAUAUUUUACUAAAUAAGGGUGCUGAAAUUAAUUUAUGUAACAGGAAUGGAUACACUCCUCUCCACAUAGCUUGCUAUAAAAGACAUGAGAGUACAGUACAAAUUUUACUGAAGAGAGGUGCUGAAAUCAAUUCUUGUGAUAGAGAUGGAAAAAGCGCCCUUUAUACAGCUUGUUUCAAUGGACUUGAGAGUAUGGUCAAACUCUUACUGAACAACGGCGCCAAACUAAAUGCAUAUGACAAGAACGGAAUCACUCCCCUCUAUCAAGCUUGUAACAAUAAACAUGAAAACACCGUACAACUUUUACUAGUCAAUGGGGCCGACAGCAGUUUAUGUACGAAAAAUUCAGUCAGUCCACUCCAAAUUGCUUCUUAUAAGGGCUAUGACAGCAUGGUACAUUAUUUACUGACAAACGGCGCAAAAAUCAAUUUGAGUGAUAAUCAUGGAGCGAGUCCUCUUUGGAAAGCUUGUCAGAAUGGACAUGAAAGAACGGUUAUAAUUCUUCUGAAAAACGGAGCUGAUAUCAGUAUCAAUCAUGAAGAUGGUUCGAAUCCGCUUUCUAUAGCGAGUGAAAAUGGGUACCAUAGCAUUGUGCAACUUUUAUUGAAUAAAAGUCUUGAUACCAACUUAUGUGACAAGAAUGGAAAAAGUCCCUUGUAUAAAGCAUGUAUAAAUGGACAUUUCAAUACAGUACACCUUUUACUAAACAAUGGUGCAGACAUCAACUUAUGUAACAAGAAUGGAGUCAGUCCUCUUUAUAUAGCUUGUAAAAAUGGACAUGAUAGCACGGUACAACUGUUACUGAAAAACGGUGCCGACAUCAAUUUAUGUAAUAAUGAUGGAUUUAGUCCCCUUUCUGUAGCAUGUGAAAAUGGACAUGAUAGCACGGUAAAACUUUUACUGCACAACGGUGCCGACAUCAAUUUAUGUGAUAGUGAUGGAAAGAAUUCUCUUUUUAUAGCUUGUAAAAAUGGACAUGAUAGCACGGUA
Messenger RNA from Saccostrea cuccullata (small rock oyster), 2999 nucleotides. RefSeq names its product serine/threonine-protein phosphatase 6 regulatory ankyrin repeat subunit C-like. Gene Ontology annotation, cellular component: cytoplasm. The annotation marks the transcript as partial. The record is from RefSeq and is a predicted model, not a curated record. Gene Ontology annotation, molecular function: protein binding. The transcript is spliced from 5 exons. Gene Ontology annotation, biological process: innate immune response. NCBI's taxonomy places the organism in Eukaryota, Metazoa, Mollusca, Bivalvia, Ostreida, Ostreidae.